AUGUUUUCUAACGAAACGAUUUCAACACCUUUAAAUAAUGGGUCACCAUUGAGUAUUCCAUCAACAAUAUCUAGUAUUGAGCCUCUUGGAUCACCAGCUAUUAAGAGUCAAAAUAUAUCAUUAUUAAAUGGUCAUUUUCGUUCGCCAAGUUUACAAGAAAUUUAUCUUUCUCGAAAUAAUACACCAGAUUUAUCGAUUGGAAAGAGAAAAUAUGUACCAUCUCAUCUUUCUCAGCUUCCAUACAGAAAAUCAUAUACACCAGACCGUUCUAGUCCGUUGGUAAGUCAGCCGUCAUUUACAGCAAGACCGUCUACAUCGAAUAUACGGAAAACAUCAACAUCACCACCUAAUUGGUUUGGUGGGCCUAGUUUUGGAACACCAAAAUCGAAUUCAAGAAGGGGAAAAGCAGGCCAUAAGAUUCAGGAAGAAGAAGCACCACCUGUUGAAUCGCUUUAUGAUGUGGAAGGAAAUAUUAUUCGGGAUAUAGAACCCAAUGAAGUUUCAGAAAAUAAAUUUAAUUCAACACCGGAAUCAAUUAGAGCUAAAGAACUACCCAAAUCUUCUAUACCAACAGCAGUAAUUUUGUUUGGGUUUCCGGCAACAUUAACAUCUCAUGUUAUUUCUCAUUUUUCAAGAUAUGGAGAGAUUUUGGAUCAUUCUUCUACAGAAAAUCCAAUAUCAACAGGCAGCAAUUGGCUUAAAAUAACUUAUGCUGACGAAGAAUCGGCAAGCAAAGCAGUCUCAUCAAAUGGAACCAUUAUAGGUGGAACAUAUAUGGUAGGGUGUAUAUUUGCACCAGUCGAAGAGCCAAAUACCAAAACAGACAAAGAUAUGGACAUGACAAUGGACCUAGAUGCUAAGACGCCGUCAUCUCAUUGUUCGAUUAAUCCGAGACAUUCAAUAACACAUAUAUCACAUCAAGAAUCCCCUAAUAUUGUACUUAGAACAUCAUCGAAUACAUAUAAAAGUAAUUCAUGCAAUGGUCGACGAAUAGAGGUACUGGGUUCAGAAGGAAUAUUUAAAGAAACACCAGAUAAGACUUAUUCAUGGAUAACUUGGUCAUCUAUCAAUAAGCCAACUACACAAGAACAUCAACAAACAGAAAAUAAAAGUCAGUGGACUAAAAAAUUAGUACGUGGCAUUAUGGAAUUACUUUUCGGUUUUUAG
Molecule: messenger RNA, 1167 nt
Organism: Pneumocystis murina B123
Lineage: Eukaryota; Fungi; Ascomycota; Pneumocystomycetes; Pneumocystales; Pneumocystaceae
Exons: 5
Coding region: 1-1167 (388 amino acids)
Biological process (GO): NLS-bearing protein import into nucleus; nuclear pore organization; regulation of DNA-templated transcription
Cellular component (GO): nuclear pore central transport channel; nuclear membrane; nuclear pore nuclear basket
Molecular function (GO): phospholipid binding; single-stranded DNA binding; structural constituent of nuclear pore
Source: RefSeq, a predicted model, not a curated record